Molecule: messenger RNA, 1430 nt
Organism: Bradysia coprophila
Lineage: Eukaryota; Metazoa; Arthropoda; Insecta; Diptera; Sciaridae
Product: UDP-GalNAc:beta-1,3-N-acetylgalactosaminyltransferase 1-like
Biological process (GO): protein O-linked glycosylation
Cellular component (GO): Golgi membrane
Molecular function (GO): hexosyltransferase activity
Source: RefSeq, a predicted model, not a curated record
AAAGAACAACAAAAAUCUUCGUUUUCAAUUGAACUACGUACCUGAUGGUAUCGAUUGGUGGGGUGGAAUUAGGACAAAAUAAUUAUUAACAAAACGUUACAAUCGCAAUAUCUACCUCCGAAACCACUCAAAUUUGACUCAUCAGUCGUUGGACAAUAAAAAAUGCGACUGCACUGUACUCGCGUCCCGCUGAAAUUGACAACUAAAUGGAAACUCCUGUAUCUCGUUUCAACAGCCGCAGUUGUUGCUCUCACCACAAUCUUUAUUUGCUCGUAUCCACCAACGAAUGUUCACGUCGCCCGCAGGUCUCCAUCAACAAAUUUUCCCCCGCCGACCCAAAACAUUCCCCACAGACCCAAAACAUUACUAAUUUACAACAACGAACAACUGUGCUCUUCCAAUACAUCCCAGGCGAAUAUGUACAAUCAGCAUCGCCAUAGCUGGCCAACCAAACCAUCAGCAAGUAAAACUGACCCCGCAAUCUCUAUUGUGAUCGUGGUUCCGUCACGUCGGAACAAUUUCAUGCAGCGUCGACUGAUCCGUCAGACAUACGGAUCGGUGCGACAGGUUAACAAUGUGAACAUUUUGGCCGUAGUGUUCGUUCUGGGAAGUGAUGAUGAUCCAAAGGACUCGCCGACUGACCCAAAUGCAUUGAAUGUUGAACGGUUGCGAUUUGACGACAUUAUUGUGGGAGAUUUGGUUGACACCUACCGUAGUCUGAGUCGAAAAACGAUCAUGACGUAUGAUUGGCUAACUUCAUACUGUAGUGAAGCAGAUCUGGUUCUGAAAACGGAUGACGAUGUGAUGGUGGACAUUUUCAAAUUAACGGCCGAAUUGGGUAAAUGGACGCCGGCUGAACUCCAAUCAUUUAAAUUUUGGUGCGGCGUCCACAGUCCGGAAACCAUCGAAAGAAAUCCGGAGAGCAUCUACUACGUUUCACCAGCGGAAUAUGGCCGUGAGAAAUUUCCUAAGCAUUGUGCUGGUGUGGGCUACGUAGCGACAAUGCAUGUGAUUCGUCUGAUUGCAGACGAAAUUUCCAAAUCGUUUCUCGGUCCGAUUUGUACUCACGAGGAUGUGUUCAUGACGGGCAUCGUACCAGAAAAGAUAAAUUCAGAUGGUCACGAACCGCCCAUCGAGCGUGUCAACAAAAUUAGGGAAUGGAUAUUCUACAUCGAUGAGAAUAAUCCGAAUGUCGACGGCCAUUACAUUUGGAUAGUUAGUAACGAAGCGUUCAAUAAACCCGUCGAUUUUGAUGAGUUUCGACAGCGAUCGGGAACGCGGGUCUUCUAUCUUCUUCAACACGACGUCGAUUUCGAAUGGAAAUUUAUGAGAUUGUGGUAUUUGGUGGUAAAUUCGUUUCGACAUGAAGAGGCGACCAUUAAAAGCGACAUUGAGUGAAGAAGCCAUCUGACUGAGUUUUAAUCGACGGA